Molecule: messenger RNA, 774 nt
Organism: Aphanomyces invadans
Lineage: Eukaryota; Oomycota; Saprolegniomycetes; Saprolegniales; Verrucalvaceae
Exons: 1
Coding region: 1-774 (257 amino acids)
Molecular function (GO): nucleic acid binding
Source: RefSeq, a predicted model, not a curated record
AUGUGGGACGAUGUUCACCUCGAUGAAAAGUGGUUCAAUGCUGAUACCAACGUGCGGAAGGUGUACCUGACGGAUGGAGAAGAGCCCGAGCAACGUGCAUGGCCAAGCAAGAAGUUUAUCCCUAAGGUCAUGUUCCUUGCCGCAGUCGCGCGGUCCCGAUACGACGAAGAGCGUGGCACCUACUUCGGCGGCAAAGUUGGCAUGUGGCCAAUCGUUGAGUAUGCACCAGCGGUUCGAAACUCGCGCAAUCGUCCUGCGGGCACGAUGGUCGCGACUUUGGUGAAUGUUGAUGCUCCUUUGUACCGCGAGUACAUCUUGACACGUGUUGUUCCAGCAAUCAAGGCUACCUUUCCUACCUCGAACAAGCGUGUUGUGCUCCAGCAUGACAAUGCCACACCUCACGGCGGCAUCACGAGCGCAGACCUUCUGAGCGUGUCCACUGACGGUUGGUCCUUUGUUGUUCGCUGCCAGCCGCCGAACAGUCCAGACUUGAAUGUCUUGGAUCUUGGGUUCUUCUCGUCGCUUCAAACCCUUCAACACAAGUUGGUGAGUCGUUCGUUAGACGAUGUCAUUCAUGCCACACUCGCUGCUUUUGAGCUCAGCGGCGGCCAUACACUCGCUAAUGUGUUUCUCACCCUGCAAGCCGUGAUGCGCGUUAUGCUGGAGAACAAUGGCGGCAAUACCUUCCGAUUGCCUCAUUUGCGUAAGGAUUCAUUGCGCCGUGUCGGGGCACUCAUGCCCAACGUCUCCUGCCCAGCUUCAUCGUUGGUCUAA